AUGCGUUACCGUCUUCCUGAGUCAGAAGCGAAGAGCGUCAGGUUGUGUCGACGCGUGUGCGGAUGGCUCGCGAUGAAGCCAGCUCUCGGGUCCCGCUUUUUCUUCCUCAUUUGCGUUCUUACGUGCUCGGCUCACAAUGGCGCUGAAGAGAGCCUCUGCCCGAAAGGAACUAUAUGCGCGAGAGGCCUCAUACUUCCGAUCGACGAGGAGCCCCGACCGGUGGCUGUGUGGACAGAGAAGGGCGACGGAGUGAGGGUCGACGGGCCAGGGAUUUUCAAAGACGUACGACAGCGCUCCGAGGCCAAGUGGCUGAACUUCACUGCAGUUCAACGUGGUGAAUAUUUCUUACUUCACCAUUAA
This is a messenger RNA of Penaeus vannamei (Pacific white shrimp), 360 nucleotides long. The record is from RefSeq and is a predicted model, not a curated record. NCBI's taxonomy places the organism in Eukaryota, Metazoa, Arthropoda, Malacostraca, Decapoda, Penaeidae.